ACUUGAUUAAGGAUUGGGUUUCAACUCAAACAACCAAAAACCUUCAAUCUCUGAAAUGGCUUCUUCUUGUUCAUCAUCAUCUUCUUCAAUAUCUCUAAUGGCUUCUCAAACCUUAAUCCUCCAAAAACACACUUUCCUUAAACCCUCAUCAAUCCUCCCUUUUUCAAAACCCAAAUCCCUAAAACCCCUUCAAUUCUCCCUCACCAAAAAACCAAUCACCUCCUCAUUAUCCUCAACGGCGCCGGCCACCAACAUCACCACCACAACUCCACCGGCAGAACCCCUUUUAUCCGGGUCAACCCGAACAAUCACAACUCUAUUUGCAACCGCCUUAACCAUUUCCAAACUAUUUACAAACAAACUCACUCAUUUGGCUGUGCAGCAACAACAGAAUCUGUUUUCGCUAUCUGGGCCGUUGUUCUUCGCCACGAUGAGUGGCAGGCCUGCAAGGCUGCACACCCCAUUGACAGUUGUGGCAGCUGGAAUGGCGAAAUGGCUUGAUAUAUAUAGUGGGGUUUUGUUGGUUAGGGUUUUGUUGAGUUGGUUUCCUAAUAUUCCGUGGGAUAGACAGCCGUUAUCGGCUAUUCGGGACUUGUGUGAUCCUUAUUUGAACCUGUUUAGGAAUAUUAUCCCUCCGGUUUUCGAUACCUUGGAUGUUAGUCCUUUGUUGGCUUUUGCUGUUUUAGGUUUCUUGGCUGGAAUUCUCAAGAACAGCAGGAUGGGGUACUAAUUGCAAAACACAGUUACAGAACAGGGGUUUGCACAUUCAUGGAUAGGGGUCUGGUGGGCUAUUCAAAGCUGGUGUCUUGGCGUCUUCGAAUUUUGCUGGUUCUUGUAUUCGUAAGCAAUAUCAGUAUUAUUAUACUAAUGUAAUAGCAUUGAAGGUACUAUAGCAUUAGUUAUCUCAAUGAUGAUUGAAUUGGUCCGCUAGACGAUCAAUUUAAAUGGGAUUUUAUGUAAUGAUGACUUUUACAUUUUAGCAUUUGCUAUGUAUACGAGUACUCUUCAAAUUAUCUUUA
Molecule: messenger RNA, 1019 nt
Organism: Erigeron canadensis
Lineage: Eukaryota; Viridiplantae; Streptophyta; Magnoliopsida; Asterales; Asteraceae
Product: ylmG homolog protein 1-2, chloroplastic
Exons: 2
Coding region: 56-730 (224 amino acids)
Biological process (GO): chloroplast fission
Cellular component (GO): membrane
Source: RefSeq, a predicted model, not a curated record